Coccinella septempunctata (seven-spotted ladybird) is the source of this 4043-nucleotide messenger RNA. RefSeq names its product transcription factor E2F2-like. Gene Ontology annotation, cellular component: RNA polymerase II transcription regulator complex. Lineage: Eukaryota; Metazoa; Arthropoda; Insecta; Coleoptera; Coccinellidae. The record is from RefSeq and is a predicted model, not a curated record. Bases 629 to 2005 code for a protein of 458 amino acids. The transcript is spliced from 5 exons. Gene Ontology annotation, biological process: regulation of transcription by RNA polymerase II. Gene Ontology annotation, molecular function: protein dimerization activity; RNA polymerase II cis-regulatory region sequence-specific DNA binding; DNA-binding transcription factor activity, RNA polymerase II-specific.
AUGGCAGAUGUUUUCGUUAGAGGUGUCCGUUUAUAUGGUGCAGGACGAAUAGUGGCUGAAAAUUGGGUUCAUUCUCGAUUUAUUUACGCGUUUAAUCGUCGGCUUUUCUUUAUUAAAAUAGGUUCAGUGGAUUCCUCAAAUCCUGUAGAAUGUGAAUCGUUAUUAAUUUUUGGAAUUUAAUAUAUUUCGAUGCUUUCCGAGCUCAUUCAAGUCCAAGUUCCUCCAGCUGCUUUGUACAAAGUGGCUUGGAAACCAUUUUGGAUGACUACGAACAUGUAGUAUUUUUGCUAAAUCCUGUCGGUAUAAUUUAUAUUUUAUGAAUUAAAUAUAUAAAGUGAAACCGUGGAAUACAUAUUUUUCGAAAAGGUAACAAAUAUUCCCUCCCUAAAUAUGGGUAUGUAGAUGGGUUAAAUGCAACUUGCCCCAGGAAUUGCCGAGUUUUUCGUAGUGAACUUUUUGUCCAGGUUAAAAAUAUAUCUCGGAAUAUCAUCUAAUCAAUGAACUCCAAUAAGAAUCAAAGGUUUUUGGUUUGGAUAGGAGGAAGUUCUGGGUGAUUUGGUAGUGCACAAUAGAAUAUUAGGAUCGAUAAAACAUUUCCAAUGUUGAUGAAAUUCUGAUUAAUCAAAUAAUGAAGAGAAUAAUACGCAGACAUGAAAGCCCAAGAGGUUAUAAAAUAGUGGCAUCCACUCCUGAUAUGAACAUUAUAAAGCAAGAAGUGAAGAAUGAGUUUAGUCCUACAGUUAAAAGUGAGUUCACACCUAGCCCCCAUUUAAUAGAUCAUGGAUAUGGUGCAACUCCACAGAACCAGGUUAUCUCUUCGAAUAUACCAUGUGCAGCACCUCCGGUCAAAAGAAAACUUAAUUUAGAAUCCCAACAUUAUAUAGUACCUUAUAAACAUGAAUUCAAAGCUCCACCUCCCAAAAAGCCAAAGAAACAGACACCGGUCAAACAGAACACUAGGUACUACACUUCCUUAGGACUUUUAACUAAAAAGUUUUCUAUUUUAUUGGAAAUGUCCCCAAAUGGCGUUGUAGAUCUAAACAAAGCUUCAAUGGAAUUAAAUGUACAAAAAAGAAGGAUAUAUGAUAUCACUAAUGUCUUAGAAGGAAUAGGUAUAGUAGAAAAAAAGUCUAAAAAUAACAUCCAGUGGAAAGGUGGGAGUUUUCGGGGGAACAAUUAUGCCAAACUCACUUCUGAGUUGGAAGAAUUAGAAAAUCAAGAAAAUGAAUUAGAUAGGAUGAUUCAAUCUGCAGAAACAGAGUUGAGAAAUUUAAAUGAUGACAAAUAUGGUUACGUUACGUAUCAAGAUUUGAGGUCGAUCUCAAAAUUCAAACAUAAAACAGUUAUGGCUAUCAAAGCGCCACCAAAUACUCAACUGCAAGUACCUACAGAAACAGAAGAUAAAUAUUGCAUUAUGAUGAAGAGUUCAAGUGAUGAAAUAGAAGUUUUCUUGUGUCCAGAGAAUGUGACUCAUCAUAAACCUAAGCCAGUGCCUCCUAUAGAUCCAGUUUUGAAAGAUGUAAAGCUUAGUCCUGGAUUAUUCAAUAUUCUCACGCCACCAGUUCCUCUGCUGGAAAGUCCUUUACUUCAUAAACCUAUUUCCUCCCAGGUGUGUCGGAGUCUGUCGUUCAGUAAAGAUUCUGAUGCUGGUACAUCAAAAUCUUCAGCUCAGAAAGUACUGAAAUUCAGUCCAGCUAAUACUGCAACGGCUUCUUCUAAUUUGAACUUUUCUCCUCUGAACUUAUCCCCUAUAAUGGGUAGUUUGGAUACUUACGCCUCUACUUCAAGAGCUCAGACUGAAAAUACCCAGUUCAUGAGCGGCGGUUCUGUAGAUAAUCAACUGAUACCGCAGAUAAUUCCACAUAAUGAAUUGCCACAAACUGGAUUGGUGGAUCCCUUGUUGUGUGCAGAGCCUUUUGUACCUUUGGAAACCUUCAUACAGACAGAUUAUAAUUUCAGUAUGGAUCCGUCAGAGGGAUUAGCAGAUCUCUUUGAUUUCUUAUAGGAAAUGAAAUGUUUCCAUUGAAUUUUGCUCAUGUACAAAUAUUUUUACUUUAAAAGAUCGAUCAUUUUUUCAGUGAUAAUCACAAAAAUUAUUGUUUUUUGUGUAUUCUAACGGCUCUCUCAUAUACUUCGACGAGCUUAUUAUUUGGAGAAAAUGGACGUAAAACAGCAUAUUGCAAUCUUGAAAAGUUUCAGUUGCUGAGUUAGACAAGUUUUCAUGUGGUAAAAAUGUGAAUUAUUUGGAUGAUGCCCGAAAUGAUACAGAAUUAUGAAUCUGAAUUCAAGUGAAAAGUGCACUUAAUGCAGUUACUUAUUUUAAUCCUCUUUUUUUAAAUGGAUUUCUUCUAGUUACAAGGAAAUUUGAUAUUGAAACAAUUGUAGUAAUGAAAAAGGACUGCUAUUUUUCCAGUCUCAAUGGAAAAUGUGAAAAUGAAAGGAAACAAUAUAUUGAUCGGUUAACUUCAGUCUUAUCCUUGUAUUUAUUCAAAUAAUUUUAUCAUUAAUGGAAAAAAAAGGGAGAAACAUCCUGGGAUUAUUUGUAUUUUAUAUCUUAGACCAUGAAAAAUUCUUUGAGGGAGUCAUUAUGCACAAAGAUUGAAAUAUUGUCCUGUAUAUUUUUAUAUAUUUAUAUAUUCAUAUUUAUAUGUAUUUUUACAUUAUCAGUACUUCAGCCAUUGGUGCUUUCAGUUAUUCGAUUAAGAAUGGUAGAAUAUUUUUACACCUAAUGGUACAUUUGGUGGUUAUAUUUUCAAGGAGGAAAGAGCUAAUGAAAGAAUGAAAUUCUUCAACUUGUGAGUACUUCAUUUUCAAAAGUUUCUUGUUAGCUAGAAUUUCUUGUUGAAUCAUUGAAGCUAUUAUUGAAUUGUUCAUUUUAUUAUUGAGUUUUUCAUUUUAUAGCAUUUAUAUAGAUAUUGUUAUAUUUUCAUGUUUAAUUAAAAAUUCACACUUUGUGGAUUUUCAUUCUAUUCUCUAGUUCCUGGAUUAUAGUUGAGGAAAGUUCUAAAUCUGAUGAAUUUCUACCUUUUUUCGUUUUUUAUCAUGAAUUGAAAUUAUCAGUGAAAUAAAAGGAGGUAAUUUGAUAUAUGCUAGAAAAGAGGAAGUAGAAAAAUGUUUUUUCAGAAGGAUUCAUCACCAACUUUUUGACAGUAUUGACUCACUUCCUCAUUAAAAUUGAGCUUGUGGAACCUAUUUGGAUCCAAAAUUUUUACCGAAUGUAAAUGAGCUACUGUAACUUUAUAUACAGUUUGGACCUGUCGGAUUUUGUAAAACACAUGGGGAUAGUAUUUAUUCCAAACCAGUUUUUUUUUUAAUAUUGUGGCGAGCAAUGAGAUUAUCUAUAGCUUUCAUCCGUAUCACAUGGAUUCAUGUUUCCAUUCACGUAAUGCUGCAUAUCUCAAUUUUGAAAUCACAUGUGAAAUAUCACUGAAAAUUCGAUGUAUAUCUUAAUCUCGAUAAUUUCAUAUAAUAUUUAUAUUUAUUUUUUACUGAAGAGAGGGAAAGCAAAAUGUAUAAAAUUUAUACAAGUAUUAAAAAUUUAAGAUCAAUAUGUGCCUGAAUAUUUGGUCUUAUUUUUUGAAAUAGGACUACUUAUUUUAAAUAUAUUUUUAACUAUGAAUUUGUAAAAAAGUGAACAAAAUUUUGGGUUCAAUUUGAACUUGUCUUGUUGAAAAAUGGAAUCAUAUGGUGCCAUUGAAACUUAUUUUGUAAAUAUGGACUGUACACGCUUAUUAGACAUUAUUUGUCGAGUUUUAAUUAUUCUACUUUUUGAUUUUUUAGAACAUUACAGAUUUCUUUUAUUCUUGUUAUUGUUACUAAUUAUUUUAGGUAAGCACUAAGGUAUGAUCCAGCUAAUUCGCAAUGCUAUUGCGAUCAUAUUUUUAUUAUAGCUAGGAAGUAUUUUUGUGUAAACCUACUCUGUACAUCCCAAAUUCCUCGUAUCUCAAUUAUGUUGUCUAAAUGAAAAUGCCAAAAAGAUGGAAAAUAAAAUUUUUUAGGACAUGCCGAUAUUCACUUCAAAAUAAAAGUAGUUUUCUUUUUUG